UUUCGAGAUAUUUGACCAGCGGUGAACUUUUUGCUAACAAUUGGCGCUUACCAGCAAUCGAGAACCAGUGGAGUUUGAUAUUUUGAGCUUUAGCCGAUUUGAUCGCGUUUAGCGGUUCUGUUCACGCUGUUACACCUCAGGCUCUGUUUGUUGCUAUUGUUUUUGCCCUUUAGCGACCUGAGUUCGCGAGAAAUUGCCACAUGAAGUUUUAAAUUCCGUCAACCUGCAAUCUAAAGCAAAAUGCAACGAACUUCAGUCGUUCACUAUGCCUUGCUCUGUUCUUUACAAAUGAUAUUUUUGGAUCGCGGAUCCAGUCAUAAAGCUUUGUGUAAGCCUGGAAGGUUUGUGAAGAACUCACUCUGUGUGUCGUCGUGUGGUCCUGGUUACUAUGGCGACAUCGAGAGUGGGGAAUGCGAAAAGUGCGAUCCCAGUUGUAGCACAUGCAUUGACAGACCAAAGAAAUGUACGAGCUGUGGUCCAGCGCAAUAUAUAAAAGGAACUUCAUGUGUGACGUCUUGUGGUAACCAACUUGCUAAAGGCCCUCCAGUUAGCCAAAUAAGGCUCGUUGGAGGAAAUAACCACUUUGAAGGCCGAAUAGAGAUCUUCUAUGACAACCGUUGGGGUACGGUUUGUGACGAUUCAUGGGAUAUCAACGAUGCUAAAGUUGUUUGUAGAGAGCUGUUGCUAGGUGACGCUCAUGAGGCGGUCACAUUUGGAAGACUGGGAGAAGGUUCAGGAAAGCAACCUAUCUGGCUUUCAAAGGUCGAUUGCCUUGGUAACGAGACGAGACUGCACAAUUGUGCGCAUCCCGGGUGGGGUGAGCACUCCUGUGGUCACUUUGAAGAUGCUGGUGUACGCUGCGCGGGACCUGAUACUACACGGGAAUGUACGGAUCAGUGUGGAGACGGUUACUUUAGUGAUCGAGAUAAUUGCAAAGUGUGCAUGGCUUCUUGUUUAACUUGUAACAAAUCUGCAAGAAAUUGUACAUCUUGUGAUAAGCCCCACUUUUUGAAAGGAAACACUUGUACAACGUAUUGUGGAGAUGGUUUCUAUGGAGAUCCCGCUGACCGAAAGUGCAAAUCAUGCAGCUCCAAUUGCCGCACAUGCGCAGAUGGAACUUAUCCCGGCGUUUGCACAAGUGCAGGCGUAACGCCUCACGACGUUUGCACCAGUUGUCACGACGACCGAUACCUUAAUGGAAGUGACUGCGUAGAAAGUUGUGCGGAGCUCCACGUUGGGCAAAAACGACGAGUGCGUUUGGCGGGAAAGAGACCGACUGACCUGGAAGGUCGCGUCGAAGUAUAUCGCGCGGAAGCCUGGACAACAGUUUGUGACCAAACUUUUGAUUUCAGGGAGGCGACGGUUGUAUGUCGUGAGCUCGGCCUGGGUCCGGCCCUAAAAGCUGUGAAAAGGUCAGCGUAUGGUCGUGGAUACGGACGAAUAUGGACGGAUAUUCUGAAUUGUACAGGACGAGAAAGCACAAUUUUUGAUUGUCCGCUGGUCAAGCGAAGUUUUAGUUCUCGUUGUUACCAUAGCAAUGAUGUCGGAGUGCGGUGUGCGGGGCCUAUAGGAAAACAUCUUACAAAUCGGUGCCAAAAAACCUGUUACGCAGGUUGGUUCAAAAAUGACCUGGAUGUUUGCACAAUGUGUGCAGCUCAAUGCUUGGAAUGCACAGGAACAAAUGUGCGCUGCACGAAGUGUGCAGCACCCAAGUUUUUAAGAGAAAAUACUUGUGUAGGUAAGUGUGCCGAUGAUGAGUUCGGAUACACACCGACACGUGAGUGCCAAAAGUGUAACACUCAUAUCUGUGUCACGUGUAGUGAUGGAUCUGAUGACAAGAAUUGUACCUCUUGCAAGGAGCCAAAAGCGCUAAAAAAUGGCAAGUGUGAAGACGACUGUGGACCAAAUAUGUACAAGAAAAGUGGUCGCUGCGUCGAGGAUUGUGGAAUUUCCAUGUUCAAAAAUCCGAGUAACUAUUCGUGUCUUCCUUGUCCCAAAGACUGCAUCACUUGUGAAUUCAGGUUAGAUAAAGCAGUUUGCACAAUCUGUCAUCCUCCACUUGUCCUCGACGAAAAAAAGGGAGCGUGCUUGGCGAACUGCACUUCUGGGAUCGCUGUACCUGCCGUCAAUUUCACGCUAAAAACCACACCAACAGUAAGGCUGUCCAACGGCAGAGAUUACUUGGAGGGUUUGUUGGAAGUUUAUCACAUGGGUGUAUGGGGAACUGUUUGUGAUGAUGGUUGGGACGCUUCUGAGUCGACUGUCAUCUGCAGAGAGUUGUAUCUUGGAGGCGUCGAUACCUCUGUGUCUUUACGCCAUAUUCUAAAGGGAACAGGUAAGAUGUGGCUGGACGAUGUUUUCUGUAAUGGAGAGGAGAGAUCGUUAAAUGACUGUCGCCAUCGUCCGUGGGGACAAACAAACUGUCAACAUAACGAGGACACCGUUUUGCGCUGCAAGGGCCCAGGAGUGCGUACGUGCAAAGACAGUUGCCCAGAUGGCUUCUUUCCGAUGGGAAGCGAGUGCUUGCAGUGCAAUGCCUCGUGCAAAACGUGCAACGAGACUGCUGAUAAAUGUCUCACCUGUGUACCGGGUUUCUUCAAAAGGAACGACUCCUGCGUGAAGGAAUGUGGCACUGGUUAUUACUUGGACGGUUUUUGUAAAAAAUGCAGCAUGAAUUGUGCUGACUGCGAAGGAAAAGCAGACAACUGCAUCUCGUGUCCGCCCCCAUUAUUUAGGAAGGGCUCAUCUUGUGUUGAAAAUUGCACCAAUGGCUACAGGCCCUCAUCAGUGCCUCUGAUCCGCCUUGCUGGUGGCAAAACACCCUUAGAGGGUAGAAUUGAACUACUUCAUGAUGGGAAAUACGGCACAGUGUGUGAUGACGCCUGGGACAUUCAGAAUGCUCAAGUUGUUUGUAGGAUGUUGAACAUGGGCAAUGCUUCUCGAUCGGUCAUCCGAGCCGGAUUUGGAGCAGGAAAAGGGCCUAUUUGGCUGGAUGAAGUUCAGUGCUUUGGGAAUGAGUCAUCGUUACUUGCAUGCAAGCACCUCGGCUGGGGACAGGAAAACUGUGACCACACCGAGGACGCUGGUGUGGUCUGUAAGGGUCCUGAUCACUCACGUGAUUGCUUAGAUAGCUGUUCCUCAGGUUAUUUUACAAAUCCACUGGAUGGAAGCUGCGGUCGAUGUAGUCCGAACUGCAACGAAUGCCUUGGAACGCCAGAAAACUGCACACUCUGCGAUAAGGACAGGUUCCUCAAUAGAACUGGAAACUACAGUUCGUGUGUCUUUGAUUGCAGAAGAGGACAGUUUGGAGACCCCACUACUAGGAUAUGUUUGGAUUGCUCUCCUGCCUGUUCGGACUGCAUCGAAAAACGGAACAAAUGCACCGAAUGCCCAGUCGGUAAACAUCUCCUGGAAAAUUCAUGCGUGGAGAACUGCACACGCCAGGCAAAUAAAAUUGUCAGCGGUGUCCCCAACAUAAGACUUGUCGGUGUCAACUCCUCGACAGAAGGGCGCGUUGAAUUGUUUUAUCAGGGAGAAUGGGGAACAGUAUGCGAUGAUAGCUUCGACAUGAAAGAAGCAAUGGUGAUAUGUCGUCAGCUCAAAUUGGGAGGAGCCAUUUACGCCUACAACUCUGCAAAAUACGGACAGGGAACUGGGAAAAUAUUGAUGGAUGACAUUCAGUGCACUGGUAACGAACGGAGACUUCAAGAUUGUCCUUUUCAUACAGGUGGAUUUGGGUCUCACAACUGUCACCACAGUGAAGACGCCGGAGUGAAAUGCUCCGGUCCUGAUUUGUCCACAAGGUGUGUGUCCAACUGUGAACCAGGUUUCUACGACACCAAAAACACGUGCAAGCGUUGUCUGCCUCAGUGCAAAGAGUGUCUUGGUAAGGCAGAGCGGUGCUCAAGCUGUAAUCCUCCCUAUUUCUUGGAGUUUUCGGAUUGCGUAAAGGAAUGUCCGUUUCGUAAAUUUGGGAACACCAAGAAUCGGAAGUGUGAGCCUUGCGACAAACAGUGUCAAUCGUGCUACAAUGGGGAAACGAACAAUUUGUGCAAGUCUUGCCGUGAGGGUCUUUUUCUUAAGGGAAUGAAAUGUGUGGAGGAUUGUGGUGAAAUGAAACCCGUGUCUUCCCUGUUUCCAUCAAAGCUGAAAAAACCUUUGGUUCGUUUGGUGGAUGGCAAUAGUAAACAAGAAGGAAGAGUUGAAGUUUUUUACGCCGGCAUGUGGGGAACAGUUUGCGAUGAUGACUGGGAUCUAAAAGAGGCGUCCAUUGUUUGCAAAGAACUCGGCUUUGGAAAAGCAAUAGAGGCUCCUAAGCACUCGAAAUUUGGACAAGGAAGCGGCAUUAUCUGGAUGGAUAACGUGAAUUGUCUUGGUUAUGAGACCUCUCUUACCCAGUGUAGACAAAUUGGCUGGGGUCUGACCAAUUGUGACCCAUUACACGGAGAAGAUGCCGGAGUAGUUUGUGAUAACACAACAGUAGAGGAAAUCAGCAACAACUACUGUAGAAGGGUCAACGAUGGAAAGUGCGAAGAUAAAAAGGAGUGUGAUUUGAUCAACGGUGUUACUUGCGUGAAUCUUAAUUUCCUUGAUCAGAACGGUGUAGAGGAGUCAGUUUGUCUACAAUGCCCUGAUGGUACCGCUGGUGAUGGAAGAGAAUGUCGAGCUGUCGCUUCCAGUCCUCCCAUAUUCGAGGAUUUUCCACCGAGUAGGAAAGAAGUCAAUGCAGAGGACGUGAUAAGCUUACCGUGUCGUUCUAAACCUCCUCGGGUUUACCCAACCGUGCGGGACUGGCGGAAAGACGGGAAACCCCUUCUGGAGAAGGAUAUAACCUCCAAUCGUAUCACCUCACGUGGUGGGCAGCUGCUGAUAAAAUCAGCCACAAGGGAAGAUAGUGGAAAUUACACAUGCAGUCUUGUUAACUGCGCAGGGAAUGUUACUAGUAACAGCUCUCAAGUCAUAGUCAAAGAGGCGCCACGAAUACUUGGAGUCGUGUCUACGAAUGUCAGAAGGGGUGAUGAUGCAGUGUUGAGCUGUGUAGUGUCCAGUUUUCCUCCGAGCAAUAUAACGUGGAAGUUCAAAGGAAAGACUCUGAAAUUCUCAGAUCGUUUGGAGUUUUUAGACGACACCUAUACUCUUAAAGUGAAGAAAGUGACGUUUGAAGAGGCGGGUUCUUACGAAUGCUCUCUUACUAAUGAACUAGGAGAGGCCCGUGCUAAUGCUACCCUCACUGUGGGACUGACUGUCAUGUUCGAAGUAUUUCCCACAAAUACUGUCGGGAAAAAAGGGGCCACAGAAAAAUUAGAGUGUAAAGUGACUGGAAUUCCCACACCUAAAGUAGCUUGGAAGAAGGAUGGUGAAUUGUUAAUGAAUGCCAGUAAACACACCAUCACUACAAAUAUCUCGGCUAAAAAUACUGUUACAAGCCGGUUAUUAAUAAAGGACUUGAGCAAAGAAGACAUUGGGAUUUAUUAUUGUAUAUCAUGGAAUCGUGGCGGUAUUGGACUCAAAGAGACGUCACUUUUGUUACGUGGUCCACCAAUUAUCACUAUUCCUCCAAAGGACGUUCAUAUUCUAUCAAAUGCCAACGCUUCUUUCUUCUGUGUUGGCAUGGGUUAUCCAAAUCCUUCGAUGACGUGGGUCAAGGAUUCUAAACCCAUUCAGCAAUCCACGAGAAUUUUUAGCACAGACGACAAUGCACUCUGGGUACUUAGUGCUACUGUCGAUGAUGUUGGAAUGUACACCUGCGUGUAUAAAAAUAAAUAUGGCGAAGUGAGCGAAUCAGCUUCCCUUUAUGUGGAUGGUAUUGCGCCAGGAAAACAAACCGUGUCGUCGUCUGUGGCGUCCAAGCAACCGAUCUCAACUGGGAAAAUAGUGGCUAUUGUGGUGAUUCUCGUUGUCAUUAUUGCUGUCAUUGUUGGUAUCGUGUUGUAUCGCUACUGUCGAUCACAUGAUCAGACCUUCAAGUUUUCAGUGAACAGUAGAACUCUGAAACCAUCUCUCCGCUCACGGGUCAAGAAUGCCAUGGGAAAGAACCACUCCGCAAAUCUGUACUACAAUCACAGUCAAGAUGGAAUUAAUUUUGACGACAGUAGACCGUUUGCGGACCAGGACGAACUCUGAUGCGUAUAAUUUGAAGAGUUUAACAACUGUCACGCCAAGAGAUUUACAAACGAUAUUUACGAAUAAAGUUUUGCACCCUGUUGUCAUAGAGAAUGACAGCGAGCAACUUUGUAUACGAAGUACUUGUUAAUCAAACCCAGUUAAUGAGCUUUGUGUAAAACUUCUUUAAUGCGUCGGAUGUAGGAUCACAUUAGCAAUCAAAUUUUAUAAUUAGGAUAUGAUAAGGCGUGCUCUUGAGGUAUUGGUUUCCUUGCCCUCUGAGGUAAAGUUGAAAAACUUUUAGGCUACACUAAUUUUUUAUCCCUGGGGGUGCAAAACUGCACCCCAUGGAUAACGACGAGUAUUUGGGUACUAUAUGCUCUGGGCAGCAGACCCAACAGUUUUAAAUUAAACGACACCCAGAAAGGAGAGGGUGAACCUUCGGAAGAAAAGGUUGAGCAAGAGUUAAUAAUGCUUGUGAAUGGGACAGAAAAUCCCAGGAGUAUAGGAACACUGUGCUACAGCUAGUAAAGGGUUUACACUGAUAUACGGUGAUCCGAGAGAAUUUUUUUUUUUUUGAAAGAUUAGGGUGUCUUAAUUUUCACCAAGACAUGUUAUCUUUAGCACAGAUAACCGCAUUAUAUCAUGUUUUAUCGAUAGCUGCGUUGCCAGUUAUUAAACCAUUGUUAUAUAAAUGGAAGAUUAUCAUGAGGUAUUCACAAGAUUUUAUUCAGAGACUCGCAGUUCAUGUUCACAAAUGACCGCUUUUGAUUAUGUCACAUUUGCGGGAUUUUUUUUUCAAUUUUACAAGUUUUUCUGACAGCUUAUUUCAGAUUUCCUCUUUUUUAUGGUAACGCGCAACUCGUUGACAGCGUUACUGUAAACGUUGGCCAUGUCCAUAAAUCUCCCGUAACGCACUGAGGUCCCAUUUUCCUCGAAGUAGAACUUACCAGACGAGUGACUCCUGCAUGCGUUGCAAGUCAAAUAGCGGUCAUCACGAGCAUUAAGUAUCUGGUUAAAAAAAUAUAUUCUUUAACACAUUUAACAUUGUUCAUACCAGCAGAGCGAUAUGAUUGUUUGUUUUCCUCCAACAAUCCCGUUUGUUCUGUGUUUGAACAUAUGACAAAAGAAUAUAAACGCCCAAGUUUUUAGGGAGAAUUUCUUUUAGGGAGAAUUUCUUUUAGGGAAAAUCCCGUAAGUCGAGUUAAUUAUGGUUAAUUAUGGUUAAUGAUGUCUAAUGUUAGAUUUUAACUGUUGUGUAAAAAUUUAUCACUGCCAUUUUUGAAAUUAGACUGUUUUUGACAUCA
Molecule: messenger RNA, 7409 nt
Organism: Stylophora pistillata
Lineage: Eukaryota; Metazoa; Cnidaria; Anthozoa; Scleractinia; Pocilloporidae
Product: scavenger receptor cysteine-rich domain-containing protein DMBT1
Biological process (GO): peptidyl-lysine oxidation; collagen fibril organization; cell-cell junction maintenance
Cellular component (GO): membrane
Molecular function (GO): protein-lysine 6-oxidase activity
Source: RefSeq, a predicted model, not a curated record